UCUAUGAUAAUUCCCAAUAUGGUCUACAACUAAAUGGGGCCAUGAGGGCUGGUAAUGGUGGUGUUGGUGGCGGUGGGGGUCUUGGAACAGAUGGCACUUCUUACUAUUUCAAUCCCUUUGCUACAGGUUUUGAUUUUUCGGCCACAAAAUUGCAAGCCACAGCACCGGAAUUUGUGCCUCGUUUCGAUAAACUUUCGUUGAACGAAAGCAAUCAACAAACACAGUUGGCCCCAGUCGCUCCAGCUGAAGUUAUUGUUGCCUCAAUGGACAUCUAUAAAAAUCCUUUUCAAGGAAUUGCAUCUGAGGCUAAGUGCCCGGCUGUUGCGACAAGGGAAGCUACAAGUCUAGCCAUUGAAGCAACGAAUAAUAGAAAUAGUAAUCCUAAUGAGGAGAAACCCAUGGCCGACACUAGUUUUGAGAAGGAGGAGAAACGCCAUCAACAUCGUCAAGAACGACGCAACAAUCGCCAGACAAACAACAAACAGGAUAAAGAGAACAAUAGGCGUAGCAAUAAUCGUUUGGAAAAGAAUAUGGAGAGAUUUUCUAGAAAUUUACAAGAGAAAAAUAUGAACAAUGAUUCGGCUUCCAAUUCGAAUUCGUCCACACCUUCCCUAACCAUUAAUGGCAGCAGUGGCGGUGCUGGAGCUGCUGGAAGUUCUGGCAAUGGCCAGCAACAGACAAAUUCAGGUGUCCAAAAAAAUACGGGUGCCUUUAGUAAGUUUCAAAAUUACAACAAAAAUGGGGGCGAUCGUUUUAGGAACAACAACAACAACAAUAAUGGACCCUCUUCUGCUACGGGCAACUAUGAGUCCCCGGAUAAUCAAGAGAAAAUGGAUAAAUACAGCAACAAUAAUAACAAUAACAACAACAACAACAAACGUUAUCAAAAUGGCCGUCGCUCUCAGGACUUUGGUGGUGGUGGCGAUCGUGAAGAACGCUUCGAUCGCUAUGAACGCGAACGGCCCGAGCGUGGGGAACGCGCCGAGCGAGGGCGCAAUCAACGCAACGAUUACCAUCAGCGCUAUGACAAUUAUCGCAGCAAUAAGCGACGCGAUGAUUGGAAUCGUAAUCGUGACCGCAUCAACGGCUUCCGUGUGGAGGAGAAAUACUCCUAUGACAAUGGCAAAGACAGUCCCCUGCCUAGUCCCGAAAAGAAAUCAUCACCCAAAAAGGUCUAUCCAGAAAAUGAAAAGCUUUCGCAGCGUGAAAAAUUGAUGCGCGACAUUGAAUGCCGCCGUUUGGAGUGCCUGGUGUGUGUGGAGGCCAUAAAAUCGCAUCAGUCUGUGUGGUCCUGCCACAACUGCUAUCACAUACUUCAUUUGCAGUGCAUUAUAAAAUGGGCCUCAUCCUCGAAAUCGGAUGAUGGUUGGCGUUGUCCCGCCUGUCAAAAUGUCGAGAAGGAGGUGCCGCGUGACUAUUAUUGCUUUUGCGGCAAGCAAAAGAAUCCGGCCAACAAUCGCCAAGACAUAGCCCACUCCUGUGGCGAGGUGUGUGCCCGCGUUGAAGGCUGUCCCCAUGCCUGCACACUGUUGUGUCAUCCGGGGCCGUGUCCCCCUUGUCAGGCCCAGGUACGACGCGAAUGUGGCUGUGGCAAAACCUCGAAAACUAUGCAAUGCUGCAUCAAGGAGACCAUCGAGUGCGACUCCACCUGUGAGAAGUUGUUGAACUGUGAGUUGCAUGUGUGCCAAGAGAAAUGCCAUGAGGGCAAAUGUCCCGCAUGCAAGGAGAAAGUCGAUCAGAAAUGUCAUUGUACCAAAAAUGAACGUCAGGUGACCUGUACGCGUGAGUCCCAUGACAAACACGUCUAUUCGUGUGGCAAGCCCUGUGGCAAGGAUUUGGCCUGUGGCAAUCACAAGUGUAACCAAUGUUGUCAUGCGGGCGAAUGCAAACCCUGCAAAAUGAGUCCCGACAUUGUCACCUCAUGUCCUUGCGGCAAAAUGCCCAUAGUGGGGGAGCAGCGCAAGUCCUGCCUGGACCCGGUGCCUGUGUGUGAAAGUGUCUGUGGCAAGACUUUGAAAUGUGGCAAAGCCACCAACCCCCACCACUGCACCUUCAAAUGCCAUUUGGGCAAUUGUCCUCCUUGCAGCAAACAGACUGCGGUCAAAUGUCGUUGCGGUCACAUGGAUCAAAUGAUUAAAUGCCGCCAAUUGUCUACAAGGGCCGAUGAUGCCCGUUGCAAGAAACGUUGCACCAAAAAACGUUCUUGCGGCAAGCAUAAAUGUAACCAGGAAUGUUGCAUAGAUAUCGACCACCUCUGCACACUGCCCUGCAACUAUACGCUGUCAUGCGGCAAACACAAAUGCGAUCAGCCCUGUCAUCGCGGCAAUUGUCCGCCCUGUUAUCGUUCCUCCUUUGAGGAGCUCUUCUGUGAAUGUGGCGCCGAGGUUAUCUAUCCGCCAGUGCCAUGCGGCACAAAACGGCCAGUCUGCAAGCGUCCCUGCUCCCGUAAGCAUCCUUGUGAUCAUGCACCUCAGCAUAAUUGUCACUCAUCGGCCACGUGCCCACCCUGCAUGAUGUUCACCACGAAGUGGUGUUUUGGUCAUCAUGAGCAACGCAAGACAAUACCCUGUUCGCAGCAAAGCUUCUCGUGUGGUCUGGCCUGCAACAAGCCUUUGUCGUGCGGGCGCCACAAAUGCAUUAAGACUUGUCAUGAGGGUCAGUGCCAAACUGAGGGUGAUAUAUGUAAACAGAGCUGUACAACGCCACGGGCUAACUGUGGGCACAAGUGUAUGUCACCAUGUCAUAAUGGGGAUUGUCCGGAGACACCUUGCAAGGAAAUGGUUGAAGUUCAAUGCGAAUGUGGCAAUCGCAAACAAAUGCGCACCUGCGCCGAAUUGGCUCGUGAAUUUAGUCGCAUUGCCACCGCUCAAUUGGCCUCAUCAAUGGCAGAAAUGCAACGAGGUAAUUACAUGGAACUAUCGGAGAUACUAGCACCUGUCAAGCUCACCAAUAAAUCCAACAAAACUCUCGAUUGUAAUGAUGAAUGUCGUUUGCUUGAACGUAAUCGCCGCCUGGCUAUAGGACUGCAGAUACGCAAUCCCGAUUUGCCACAAAAGUUGUUGACAAAAUAUUCUGAUUUCAUUAGGAAUUUUGCCAAACGUGAUCCGGCUCUAGUGAAAUCCAUACAUGAAGCGUUAACAACACUGGUCAAGCUGGCCAAGGAGAGCAAACAGAAAUCAAGAUCGCAUUCUUUUCCCACCAUGAAUAGGGAGAAACGUCAAUUGGUACAUGAGAUGUGUGAAAUGUUUGGUGUCGAAUCGGUGGCUUAUGAUGCGGAACCCAAUCGCAAUGUUGUAGCCACCGCCUAUAAAGAGAGAUCUUGGCUUCCAGCUACCAGCAUCAUGGAGGUAAUGGCUCGUGAAGCUGGCCAAAGACGUGUGCCAGUGCCAAGUAACAAUGCCUGGGGCAUCAAGAGAUAAUGCUAAUGAAAAAUGCCUACCAUCACCUCUCAACCCCCCUAAGAAACUAUUCAUACUUCAAAAUUUUCUGUUACGGUCAAAUUCGAUAUUAUGCCAUUACAAAUAUUUAAGACAAAAGUUUACUUUUUUUAAGAGAGAUAAUUAAUUGAUUUCAGUCCCUACGACUGUUUUCAUUAAUGGGCUGAAUUCAAAAUCAUUUGAUUCAGAGGUCAUCAGCGUAUUGCUAGCCUAUUCUCUUUGGAGUUACCUUUCUUUUUAUUCCUUACAUCGAUUGCGUUUUUUUUUUCUUUUAAUUUUCUUUAUAUAUAUUUUUUUAUUAUUUUUCAACUUUUAAAUUUAUAGAAAUUUUGUUAAUUCAAAUCCUAUACAAAACAACAACAUCUUCAACCAGGAGUUCAACUGAAUUGAUGCAGCAUAUAUAAUUUAUAAAUAUUUAAAUUAAUCCAUACUCAAUCUCAAACACACACAUACACACAUAGAACAAACACAAAAAGUCUACUGAAAAAUAAUAAAAUUGUUUAUUAAUGAACUGUAAACAUAAAAAGGAA
Molecule: messenger RNA, 3967 nt
Organism: Stomoxys calcitrans (stable fly)
Lineage: Eukaryota; Metazoa; Arthropoda; Insecta; Diptera; Muscidae
Gene: stc
Product: protein shuttle craft
Exons: 3
Coding region: 42-3419 (1125 amino acids)
Biological process (GO): negative regulation of transcription by RNA polymerase II
Cellular component (GO): nucleus
Molecular function (GO): RNA polymerase II transcription regulatory region sequence-specific DNA binding; DNA-binding transcription factor activity, RNA polymerase II-specific; zinc ion binding
Source: RefSeq, a predicted model, not a curated record